ACGCUCAGCGACGUUUCUGGACUCCAGGCAAUCGCAUGAACUCGAGUUUCGUGGUGGAAAGUUCUCAGAGGAGUGUAGAGAAUAUCAUCGACAAUUUCGUCUUCUUCCUGAAAAUUGAAAAGAGGGCGAUAGAAUCGGCAUGCGCGGUUGUUCACCAACUACCAACGUGCCGCAUCCCGAGGAAAAAUUUGUCGUGGAAAGAAAAUCAUCGUAAAUAAAUCGAAUUUGCCGUAUUUUCUGGAAAAAAAGUCGAGUUGGUUGGGAAACCAACGAGUGGCGGAUCGACUUCGAGGUUCAUCGGGUUGCCGAAAAACUUCCUCUUCUAUUUCCUGAUUUAUGAACGCGAUUCAGGCGUAAGAAUCCGGGAUGGAAUUCGGUGUGGGUGAUGUUGCCCAGACAUCAGCGGAGCUCGCUCGUGUUGUCGAGGUGAUGAUGUCGCCCAACGUCCCUCACCAGCAGCGCCUCGAGGUCUACAGCGCCUGCGAGCGAUUUAAAGAAUCCUCGCCACUCUGCGUCCAGUGUGGCCUCUACCUCGCCCAAAGAUCUUCCGACUGGAGCUCCGUCGUUCGCCACUUUGGCCUCCAGCUGAUGGAGCAUUGUGUCAAGUACCGCUGGACCCAGAUCUCCCAGUCCGAGAAGAUCUUCAUCAAAGAGAACGCGAUGAAACUGCUCCAGGAGGGAACGGAGCCUCUUCUCCAGGAGGAGACACACAUCAAGGACGCACUCUCGCGGGUCGUCGUCGAGAUGAUAAAGCGAGAAUGGCCCCAGCAGUGGCCGACACUUCUUGCGGAAUUGAGUCAGGCUUGCACCCGAGGCGAGAGUCAAACGGAACUUGUUCUCCUCGUCUUUUUGAGACUCGUCGAAGACGUCGCCCUUCUUCAGACUCUCGAGUCGAAUCAGAGACGGAAGGACAUUUAUCAGGCUCUGACGACCAACAUGGCCGAGAUUUUUGCCUUUUUUCUCAGAUUGAUGGAGCAGAAUUUUGCCGAGUUCCAGAAGAAGACGGCCUUGGGUAGACAUACGGAGGCGGCUGCUCAUAGUGGAGUUGUCAGGGCGGUUUUGCGCACACUGACCGGAUUCGUCGAGUGGGUUUCGAUAACCCAUAUAAUGGCAGAAGAGGGUCGGCUUUUGCAAAUCCUCUGUCUCCUCCUUGGAAACCAAGUGUUCCGAUGUUCCGCUGCCGAGUGUCUUUUGCACGUCGUCGACAGAAAGGGCAAAGCCGAGGACCGAAAACAAUUGAUGAUUCUCUUCACGGAAGAGGCACUCCGCUGUAUUUAUGUAGCCGCGACCGCAGCGCCACCGCCGCCUGGACCGAACGACCUCUACGAGAAUCACUACCUCUUCCUGAAGAAGCUGACCCAGGUCCUGACAGGAAUGGCAACUCAGCUCUCCUUACUCUGGGGCAAAGACGACGUUUCCGGUAUCCGUCCGACGCACUUCAAUCUCUUCCUCGACACAGCGCUCCACUUCACCAUGCACUCCAGCCUCACCCUGACCCAUUUGGCGAAUGCCAUUUGGAUCAUCUUCUUCAAGCACGACCAGAUCAAGGUGGACCCGCUCCUGCUGACCUAUAUUCCAAAAUAUAUCGAGAGCACGGGGCCGAAGUUGAUCAAGGUCGCUUGUCCGAAUGGGAGGCAUGUGAAUGGGACGAGUUCGUUUCUCGACUCGGAUUACGACUCCGAGGAGGAGUUCAAUGUCUUCUUUCAUCGGCUCCGGAUGGACCUGUUGGAGGGGUUUCGCCACUCGACGAUGGUGGCGCCUCUAGUCACGUUCGCCUAUGUUCAGCAGUGGCUCACGGCAAAAAUUCGAAAAGGAAUGGCUGAUCUUGGAUACAAGAGCGAUCCAAAUGAUCCGGAAUAUUUGGAAUGGGAGGCACUCGCUAUUGUUUUGGACUCUGUUGUUUCUAGAAUUCUGCAUGUGAAUGAGAGGCCAAGUGUUCAAAGUGGCCUCCAGCUACUGGAAUUGUGUCUCGGUUACAAUCCUCAAGAUCCCUGGCUUCUCUCGACUCUACUAUCGAGCAUCAGUGCACUUUUUGUCUUUUUGUCAAUGUCAACCGGAUCAAUGGCAAUGCCAGGAGUCACGAUUUUGCCCCGGGUCCUGGAGAAAAUUUUCGCAGCACUCGUUUACUCCGGACCGGGAGAAACAAAAGCGACCCGUUCAAAAUCGAGUAAAAAUGUGCGAAGACAUGCUGCGAGUCUGAUGGUGAAAAUUGGACACAAGUAUCCACUUUUGCUCUUGCCAAUUUUUCAACAAAUUCACACGACUGUUCAGGGUUUGGUACGGGAACCGAGUCAGCUCACCAGAAUGGAAAGUGUCCUUUUGUUCGAGGCUUUGCUUCUAAUUUCAAACCACUUUUGCGAUUACGAGAGACAAACGAGAUUUGUUGCGGAAGUGAUUGGCGAAGCUUCGAGACGAUUCGUGGAGAUGGGAACGGAGGCAUUUAAAGGACCCCUGGAAUUGAUAAGAUUUCUGGGUUUGGACAAAACUCCGCUGGAGAAUGGACUCGAGGAUCCGAAGGGGACAAAUCGAUCCGAUUUGAUGUACUGCAUUUGCACGGUGUUGAGUGUCGUGAAGCGGUGUUCAAUUCCCGAGGAUCCGGAUCGAGCAGCUCGGGGAGGAUUUGUGGCAGCCUUGAGCGAAAGUGGCAAUCCUGUAUAUAGAAAUCCGGCAACUCCUCACAUUAUUCCAGUACUGCCGACGCUUUUUAAUCUUCUCAGGGCGAUGAACGCUCUCUUUACGCCUCCGGCUCUCGCGCUUCUUUCCGAGGGUUACAGAAAUGCAUUCGGCCUACUGGAAUCGGAGAAAGCAAAUUUUGCUGUCGAGUCGGAUCAAAGUUCCAUUCCUCCAUUAGCGAGAAUGCAACAUUUUUUGAGCACAAUUCACGAUCAUUGUUAUCAUAUGUUGGGAAGCGGUUGUCACACAAUUGGCAGGGACUUGUAUCAACUUCCUGGCCUCGCGCAUGCGCUUCUCAAUUCCGUUUUCUCAAAUAUGGAGGUCAUUCCGGAUCAUCGACUGCGUCCAAUUAUUCGAGUUUUUAUGAAGCCUUUCAUAUACUCGUGUCCACCUGCAUUUUAUGAAACUGUCCUCGUUCCCGUACUUGCUCACGUAUCAACGCACAUGUGCCAAAGACUGAGUGCCAAGUGGCAAUACAUGACGCAGCUUUACGAGUCCGGGAGCCUCGACGAGGACAACACAAAUACGCAGGAAGUGAUAGACGAUAUGUUGAAUAGAAAUUUGACGCGAGAUUUUAUUGAUAGUUUAAAAGUCGCUCUAGUCGGAGGAGCCGCGAGUGACGCCUCUCCUCUGGACUCGAUGGACCAAGACAGUGGGGGAAUGGCUGUUGAUCCACCUUCCAGAGGAAAUAGCAUUGUUGCCGAAGUUGUCAGCGAACUCGGUUCUUUCGUUCUUCGACAUCCAUCCACUUGCCACAGUGUCGUCUUGUGCGUUCUUGGAGCUUUGUCCUGGAACGAUUCAAAUGCGAGUUUGAAAGCUACAAUGUUGACGGGACCGAUUGUCCGGUCUUUGGCGGUUGACGGGAGUUUGACACCCGCGAUGGCAGCCCACAUAAUGGUGGCAAUUCUGCAAGGACUUCAGCUUCACGGUCAGCAUGAGGCGAAUCAGGGCUCGCUGGUAACACUUGGAGCUCAAGUUUACGAGUGCCUGAGACCCAAAUUCCCCUGUAUUAUCGAGGUGAUGCAGCAAAUUCCGGGUGUCAAUCCUGCCGAUCUGCAGCGAUUUGACGAGAAGAUGUCGGUCAUUAGCACCAAGGGAAAUAAGGUUGAAAAGGGGAAGAAGGAUCUUUUUAAGAAGAUCACCAAUCAGCUGAUUGGCAGAAGUAUCGGGCAGCUUUUCCGAAAGGAGGUCAAAAUCGACAAUCUGCCACGUCUUGAUUUUCCAAAAAAGUCGGAGCACAUACUGCGAGUGGACGAAAUUUCGAAAAGUGCCAACGAAACCGGAAUCGCGGCCCUUUUCGCCGGAAGCACGUAGCAUCCGGCGGAGACAAUUGUUGUCGGCCUAGGUGAAUAAAUGACAAAAAAGAAAAAAAAAAAAAAAAGUUCAAAAAUUCGAAUGAGAAAUAAAUCUCAUCAACAUCUUACCCAAGUCGAAGAGAUGUGAUCGUAUUUUCUACGAUUAUGCAUUUAAGCUUUAUAUUAUGAGCAGCGAGAUAAUUGCACGACCCUCACUCUCUUAUUUAUUUUUUUUUUUUUUUUAGUUGCGUUUAGUCAAUUUUCGGCCCCGCGGAAGGGAACAACUUUUUUUAAAAAAAAAAAGUGGAAUUGGUAAUAAAAAAAAGAGUUGUUGUCGUCGUCUUGUUGCUUUUAGGAAAUUUUUUUACUCCCUAGGCACUUUUUUUUGACGCCCCGAGGGUGCUUUUCCCGUUGAAUUCUGUGUUAUAUUCUGUUGUUAUUAUCGUUUUAUCGAACGUUGGUUUUUGUACAUGAUCUCGUGGCGUUAAAAAAGAUGAAAAAAAAAAAAAAAAAAGAAAAACACAUUCCUUGCGGCGAAACUUGGCAAAAAAAAAGAAGAGAAAAUACGUAGUUAGCUCAAACUCUAAACUCGGUUUUCUACAAAGUCCCUUGUCAACGAUUUUUUUUUACUUCUGUGUUCGGCGAUUUUUGCUGGCCAAAAAAAAAAAAGGAAGAAAAUUCGAAAUGAAAUUUGUUGUUUUUUUAAAUUACUUGCUGAAAAGGAAGAUGAAGGUUUUCAGACAAAGUCUUGCGAAUUUAGUCGAAGCAGAAAUGCUCUUUUGUAAUUUACUUUGCAUCACUCGUUUAGCUAAUAAUUCAUUCAUUCUAGGAUUUAAAAAAUCAAGAAAAACCACCAUUAAGGCAGAAAAUUGUAAAAAUUGUAGAAUUUUCUAAAAAAAAAAAAAAAAAAAAAA
Messenger RNA from Belonocnema kinseyi, 4882 nucleotides. RefSeq names its product exportin-5 (gene Ranbp21). Lineage: Eukaryota; Metazoa; Arthropoda; Insecta; Hymenoptera; Cynipidae. Gene Ontology annotation, molecular function: small GTPase binding; RNA binding; nuclear export signal receptor activity. The transcript has 12 exons. Gene Ontology annotation, cellular component: cytoplasm; nucleus; RNA nuclear export complex. The coding region runs from base 367 to 3987 and encodes 1206 amino acids. The record is from RefSeq and is a predicted model, not a curated record. Gene Ontology annotation, biological process: RNA export from nucleus; protein export from nucleus.